This is a messenger RNA of Symbiodinium natans, 2691 nucleotides long. The record is from the annotation of a GenBank genome assembly. Lineage: Eukaryota; Dinophyceae; Suessiales; Symbiodiniaceae.
AUGGGGGCCAAUACGGAUCUGCAUGUCCUCCUGGUCCAAGAGGUGAUCUGUGAUGCCGGACUGCAUUUCGAUGGAAACGAGAGAUGGAAAAUCGUCUAUGGGAAGUGCGAGGGAGCGUGGCGAGGGAACGCCAUUUGUUAUCGGCUACACUGGGGCGAAGCCAAAGCAUGCCAACAAGCCAAAUGCAUCAUCGGGCUGGACGCCAACGAGGCAUUCCAUGAAGGGAACACGUCCCAAUAUGGAGACACGGGGAGAGGCGACACAAUCCUCAAUGUCCUUGCGGAACUCUCCUUUCGACUUCCACCUCAGGAGCUCCACAAACCGUCCCACUUCCCCUACAACCAGGCACUGUCGCCCAGGCGGCUAGACUACAUUGUGGUCAAAGGAGGGCGCCUCGGACCAUGCAAAGUGGAGGACCUCAGGGACUUGGCCCGCUCGGAUCACGAGCCCAUCUCCACAACACUGCCGGCAGGGAACCCAUGCAAGCCCAAUGCCACGACUUGGGGGGCACGUCGCCUACGAGCCCCCCCCAUCGUCCAACACCACCUACACUGCACCGAACCCGGCAGGCACACUACGCUAUACGAACGAGUCCGAGCCACGGCUAAAGCCAUCACCGAACCCUGCACGGGGAGAACAGCCCCAUACACCGAAAGCCCAGAACUCAGAACCGCGCGACACCAAGCCUACAGCCUACCCCCAGGCAUAGAAAGGAGGCAAGCCUGGAAGUGUGUACAGAAACAAAGGAAGCAGGAACACAAAGCGUGGCAGCAAUCCCUCGUGGAACAAGCCAGCAGACACAACUGGAAAGCCAUGCGCACACUUGACCACCUCCACAAAACACGCCGCUGGGAACACUGCCUCACGGACGACCCGGAGUGGCAACGGCACCUACAAGAACACAUGCAAGGAGUCUUCGCCAAAGCAGACCCAACAGCCACCAGAACAGCCAUAGGGGAAAUCCACUGGGAACUCACCAAGCAAUGCAAGCACACCCCGUGGAGACCCUUCACGGAAUCCGAGCUCAGAAUGGCGACAGCCACCUGGCAACCCCGUAAAAGCACCGGGCCGGACCUCAUCUCACAUGAAGCCUUGCAACAAAUGCUCACCACCAAAACUUGGACCCAGUCACUACAAGAGAUCAUGGAUGACAUACUCUACAUGGGGCAAAUCCCACCGGAAAUCGCGGAGGGGAUCACAGUCCUCCUUCCCAAGACCGCUCAACCCUCCACGUGGGGGAACACAAGACCCAUCACCCUCAGCAGUAGCAUCCUUAAAUGGUUCGCACAGCUUCUCCUGCAGCGAUGUCGGGGGCAGCUCACCACCAGCACACUCCAAUGGGCAGCACCGGGGAGACAAGCAGUCGAGCUGAUUUGGGUUCUCCGCCGCGUAGCCAGACUGGCCAAAGAUUGGGGGGAACCCACCUACAUCGUCAAACUCGACAUCCGGAAAGCUUUCGACUCCGUGCUCCAACCGGCGUUGGGGGAAAUGGUGAGGGACAAGGUGGGUGGCAAGGGAGGGCACCCAUGGGAAGCGAGGGCGUGGCUGGGAAUCAUCGAAGCAAGAGGACUGCAGGUGGCGGUGGGGGACAAGAUCACACCGGUCCAACAAACAAAUGGCGUACGCCAGGGUUCCCCCGACAGCCCCGAACUGUUCGCCUCACUGGUGGGAGACACACUGGAUGAGGCCACGCAAGCAGCGGGGAGAGCACCACAGCACCCCCAAUGCCCUAUCAAUGGGGGAGCCUUCAUGGACGACACGUACCUCUGGAGCAACAACAAACUCCACCUGCAGUCGCAGCUCACCCACCUUGAAACCAGACUGGAGAAGAAAGGGCUCUCCAUCCACCCAGGAAAGACAGCCAUCAUAACAAACCAGACGGAAUCCACAACCUUCAUCAUAGGGGGGCAGGAGGUGGCGGCCAAAGGGGGGGACACCAUCCUUACGGUGCUGGGAUCACCUGUCAGCUUCGACAACACCACAGCGGCGAUAGCAGCAGAAAUGGGGGGACGAGCUAGGCGGGCUUUCCACAUGCGCAAACCAGUCCUAUGCGCACCCACCCCCCUCAAAGCCAGAUUACAGCUGCACGACACAUACAUCCGUAACACAGCCCUGUGGGGAUGCUCCACAUGGCCAGCGCACGACGCCUUGCUACGCCAAGCAAACGCCAUACAGCUGGGACAGGUGAGGCAAAUGAUGGGACACAGGCGAAGACCCACUGAAAGCUGGACCGAGUGGAACACCAGGACCCUACGCCUCGCCAGACUCGCCCUUCAGUACCACAACGUCCAAAGAUGGAGCACACACACCCUUCACCGCACCUGGUCAUUGGCCGGGCACAUAGCACGCGGAGAAGGGCCCACCAAACAAAUUGCACUAUGGAAAAACAUGCAGUGGUGGAGGGGGGAGCAGAAAAAGCGGGGGGGGGCCAGACAUGCCAAACGCUUCAACCCGAACCUUGACCCAGAGCGCCACCUUGCAACCAUAGGGGGGGACAACUGGGUGGAGGUGGCACAGGAUCGAGGGGAAUGGAGGAGGCUUUCCACAAAGUUCGUCGAACGCUUUGACACCCCCUGGGCAUCAGGCAGGCAGAAAGCCAUAGGCAAUCUCACCCCCUCUCACUCCCACACACCCCACCAAAGGAAGCAGCAAGCUGCCACCGAGCUAAGAGCGUUGAGGGACAGAGCCUGA